AUGUCGGCAGCUGCAAAGCGUCCUCGCGCUAGCCGUGUAGGUCGUAUAUCAAAGAUCGACCAAGACAGCUCACACGAGGACAUGGUCGACGAGCCUCCCGUGGAAGCUCACCGGCCUGCGCGCGUCACAGCCCAAGCUGCUCACACCAAGUGGGCUCAGAUUGUGCCAAAGCCUCGACGUGACGUGUCAAGCUUGCAGACUGCUGGGGAACGCCAGACAGCUAGUAAGAAGUCAACAACUGCGAAGAAGAAACAACCCGCGGGCGAAGUGAGCUUGUCGAAGGCAGCCCAGGUUAAGCGGAAGAGAGCAGAUUCGUCGGCGGCGAAAGUCAACAGUAGCAGUGGUGGUGGUAGGAACACGGCGCCUCAGGACGUGGUGCCGUCGAGGUCGCUCAACACCGAUAGCCACAAAGAAACAGAGCGCUCUUCAAAGAAGCUGAAGGUUGCUGGCGCCUCGGGAGCACUGUCCAAGCCAACUCAAAAGAAAGUCUACCGGGCAGCUCGGAUUGAUGUUGACCGCUCAGAUAGCGAACCUGCGGACGAGUCACGACUAGCCUCACAGGCCAUGUCUCAAUCUUCCAAGGCAAUCACAUCCGCAAGGCCGGCCCACUCUAUGUCAGUUUCUCAUCUUGCGGAGGACGCUUUGGACGAGGAUGGUGAAGAAGGAGAUGUGGAUGACGAGCUGCAGGAAGGCGCCGAGGACGAUGAGGAGGCAGAACAUCGCGAGGUCUGUGACGACUUCGAUGCAGAGUCACUCAAGUAUAAUAUGUCGCAGCGUGUCACUUUCACUGCUGCAGGUGAGCACAGUACGUUCAAAUGGCGGACUGUUUCUCAAUCUGGCUUGUGCGGCGUGCCUCUGUGUUCCGACACCGGGAUAGGUAAUCGACAUGCGGAUAACAUCGGUACAAUGAAUGAACUUGAAGCUGAAGGCCCGCCUCGCUUCCGCUCGAGGGGUUCACGCUCCUCAAGUGUUGGUUCAUAUCCUACUGAACCGCCGACCACUGACGACACCGACGUUGUCAUGGACGAAGAAGUGGAGAGCGAGGACGAUGAUGUCAAUCCUCCAUCUCGUAACAACAACACAAGCUCCUACGCUGUUUCCCGCGGUGCAGCGAAAUAUAUCAAGGAUAGUGAUGAUGACUCGGACGUGGUUGAUGAGACUGGACCGGCUUUAGCGCAGACCGUGUCAAAGAAGCUGACUAAAAAGCAGCAAGAGAAACUGAAGUCGGAGAUGCCCAUCAUCCGUCCCUCUGCUUCGAAAAUCAAGGUCGCGAAGCACCAUCGUCAUACCGGCCGUGAGGACGACGAUGACCGUUGGAUGCCACGGACGUGCAUUGUCAUCAACUGCAAAUCACGAAGUGUGACCAUGGAUAUCAAGCCGCAGAGUGCGCUGAUGGAGCAAGUAAUCCAUAACAGCUACACCGUCGGUGACCGUAUGAUGGCUUUUGGAUUCGAAGACCCAGUUGACUAUGCUAGUUUCGACGACCUCCAGGAAAUGACUAAUCCAAUGGACAAGGCUGGUCUCGAAGACAUCGCUCUUGAGGCGUUAAUCAGUGCCUCUGAUAAGCUCGGGUACACUGGCCAGGGCGACGUCUCAGAACGAUUGGAGAAAGGGUCCUACAGCGAUUAUGUCAAACCCUUGACUGCUUACGUUUCCCAUCGACUAGGGCUCUUUCGAACUGCAAUCAAACGUGCUGUAACGCCAUCUGUCGAACAUGCAUAUCAAUCCAUGAGUCAAACUGCAGGCAACCAUGAUGUACCUGGCGGCGAUGCUCUUCUACAGAACAUGAACUACAUUUAUCCUUGGACGCUCUCGGAUGGUUUUGAUCGCCGUUCUCUGUAUGAGAACUCACUUGUCAAGCCUGCAGUACAUGCUGCUUUCUUCAUGCACAUGCAGUAUCUCGGUACUGGGCUGCAAAAUGGUGGAACAUACGCAUCGUCGCUGUCAAGUGCCCCCUCAGAGUAUGAGAUUCCGCUGACUAUGAUGGCCUUGGCUAUGACAGCGGUCGAGUCAGUAAUAUCAGAUCGCAAACUCGGCCUAAGCAAGGCUUCCGACUUCAGUGCCACCAGUGCACCUGCGUACCAGGCCCACAUGAUGCAGCUCACUGCCUUCCGCCUCGAACGCCCAAAGCGAUACCACAGAGUCAUGCAUGAUGUCUUCGCAGCCGUGACGGUGGGACACGCAAUGCAUCCUGGCAUGCAUCCUGGCAAUGCCGCCAAGAUCGACUGGAGUGACAUACCCGAUGAAUAG
Fomitopsis serialis is the source of this 2250-nucleotide messenger RNA. RefSeq lists its product as uncharacterized. The record is from RefSeq and is a predicted model, not a curated record. The transcript has 11 exons. Bases 1 to 2250 code for a protein of 749 amino acids. NCBI's taxonomy places the organism in Eukaryota, Fungi, Basidiomycota, Agaricomycetes, Polyporales, Fomitopsidaceae.